Molecule: messenger RNA, 6587 nt
Organism: Coregonus clupeaformis (lake whitefish)
Lineage: Eukaryota; Metazoa; Chordata; Actinopteri; Salmoniformes; Salmonidae
Product: NHS-like protein 1
Exons: 12
Coding region: 35-6334 (2099 amino acids)
Biological process (GO): cell differentiation
Source: RefSeq, a predicted model, not a curated record
GCUGCUUCCUCUCUGCUCGAAAGAUGUUCAAAAGAUGCUCUCCCUGCAGCCCAAGAGCGAGGGUAGUCUGAGGCGUCGCCUGCUCACCUCCAAGAUCCACCAGCAACGAGACGGACCGUGGGCGCCCAGGCCACUCGCCCAGGGACACCCGGACAACAAGGGCCUCCAGGGGCCACUACACAGACAGGACUACCCCUACCCUGGCCCUGGCCCCAGUCCUUACCCCGGGCCUCAGGCCAAACCCAGCCCCCCCGGCCUGGUGCUCCACCACCGAGCAGGCUACUCCUCCCAGGGCUCCCAGCAACACACGCACGGCUACUCCCUGACCCAGCUACGGAAGACCAGCUACUCUCCCCCCACCCCCGACCAUCAUCCUGGGUACAGCUUCCCCCCACCACCUCUUUCUCCUCCAGGAUCAGCCAGAUACAGCCACACUGGACCCCCAGAUGACCCAAACUCCGGACCCCCAGGCUACCCAAACCCCGGACCCCCAGGCUACCCAAACCCCGGACCCCCAGGCUACCCUAAUCCUGGAUCUGCUGGGUACCCCAACUCUAACCCGGUAUACUGUAACCCAGCCUACAACACCACCCCCAGCAGCAGCCCUAACCCAGGACGCCACAACACUACCCAAGAACCCAGCAACUCUUACCCCAACUCUGGAUAUCCUUCCCCAGGACUGGAAUACGGCCCUACCUCCCUCCCAGGACCCGGCUACAGCUCCACCUCGGGGUUCGCCCCCGAGUCCCAGCCCAGCCUCCCCUCUCCUUCACCCAAGCAGAGAAAGGGUUUCUCCGCCUUUAACCUGCUCCAACAGCGCAGCUCCAACUCCAGCCAGAUUCCCCUCUCACACACACCCCUCCUACACACACCCCAACGCCAAGACUGGAGAGCUGUCAGUCUGGACGAUGAAAGAAAGUGGUCAGUACACUACACUUCCCAGAAGCCUCAGCAGGAGACACGGCCCUCCUGUGUCGAUCACCGCCGCACCAUACUCAGAGAUUGCAACAAGAAGCUAAGGAGAGAUGGGUACGGCAGUUCACAGUACUUCUCCCAAAACCCCGCCUACCUCAGCCCUAGCCUAUCAGAGGCCAGGCUGCAUGAUGACAAGGGCAGGAAGGAAACACGCCGGAAAAAGAGGUCUAAGCUGAUGGACUGUCUGUCUCAGUCCUGCUUCUCUGUCUGCUGGAGGAGAAAGUCAACAGGGUCAUCGCCAGAUGAUGACCUCUUGGCAUAUUCAUUCAGGCCACCGCUGAGUCCUCCGUCAAACUGUUACAAAACCAUUGAUGACACAGUUAACGGGUGUGACAUCACGGCUAAAGGAUGUGACCUCACAGUCGCAGAGGAGACAGAGUGGACUAAGCCCCUCCCCCUGCCGACACCAGAGGAGAAGAUAAGGCAGCAGGCGCAGGCCAUCGCUGCUGACAUAGUACCCAUCAACAUCACUGGUGAAAGUUUUGAGCGUCAGGCUAGUUUCCGGCGCGCAUUAGCCAACACAGACACCCGUCGACCCAGGAACAAACUCACACGCCGCAAGACCAUCACCGGAAUACCUGAUGACAUCACCAGAGAUCUGGAACAUGAAGCUGAUGAAGAUCCAGGGUGUGGUGGAUCAGUGAUUCUGCCUGGUCAGUACUCUACUCUGGACCGAACCGGCAGUGUCAACACAGCCCUGCUACAGAGCUCUCUCGCACAGCGCUCAAACACCAAAUCACUCACGCCCUCACACACCCAGGAGGCCGGCCUGAUGGAGGAGGAGAGGAGAGAUGAUGAGGAAAGGGAGGAGAAGAGUAGAGUAGUGAAGCCGUCGGUGCGUCGGAUCCGUGCCCAGAGAGGACAGGGCAUCUCUUCUCUGAUGGCCUCUCUCACCCCGACCCUCACCCCUAACCCCUCCCUCACGCCUUACCCUCACCCCAGCCUCACCCUCACCACCUCCUCUUCCAUGGGCAGUGUCUCCCUGGGGGGUGAAGAUGGAGGAGAAGGGUUCCACAGCCUCCCCCCUCAGGACGUCCUGUCCUCCCUGAGCUCUGAGAGCAGCUGCCUCAGCACCCCCUACAGGACACUCUGCCACACAGCAUCCUGCUCUGUGGAUCAUGAGUUCCAGAGCCAGUCAGGGGAGGGUCGGAGCAGCAGAUUCCCGACUCAGAGCACCUUGCUCAGGGAGGACUGGAGCUACGAGCCCCUCCUACCCUCCAGCCACUCGUCCCCCCUUCAUCCUUUCUCCUCCACCUCCUCCUCCUCCUCCUCUCAGACCGACUGCAGCCCCCUCUGCUCCGAGGACGCAGAUGCCACCGGACACUCCCCCUUGCAGGGGCUCAAGUCCCACAGCCACGCCUGCAUUUCUGCCGACUACGCUACUGGCAGCAACCGCUGUCCCCACGGUAACCGGGACCACCGCGGUCUCCAUGGAGACAGCCGUAACCUGUCAAGCAGUAUCUCUCUGAGGAAGUCCAAGAGGCCCCCAGCUCCCCCCACCCGCUCCACCUCGCUACGGCGUAAACCUGGCCAGGGGAAACGGCCGUGCUACGACUACAACCCUACUGAACCUGGAGACAGAGAGCUGGCCCCCAGCCCUGCUCCCCUCUCCCCUCCAGUCUCUCCAGGGGUGUUCGAGGACCCAUGGGUCCCCCGCUGUAGCAGUCUGGGCAGGGGGGGCAGGGCAGGUGCUGAUACAGACAGCCAGAUCAAACAGGUCCCUCACUUCCACAGCUUCCACCAACAGCCCAACCCUGGUCAGGAGCAAAACUACCCCGCUAGCCGUUGCCCCCAGCAGCCUCACCCCUCUGUCUCCCGCUCAGCCAGUGCUGGAGGGGUGAGCCUGCUUAUGGGACCUAAAAUGGCUGCCUCUUCUCCUAAGGUGGCUGCCUCUUCUCCUAAGAUGGCCGCCUCUUCUCCUAAAAUGGCUGCCUCUUCUCCUAAGAUGGCCGCCUAUGCAGGGAGACUCCAGCGUCUGGCCUCUUCCACCUCCAGCGGAUACUCCAGCGAGUGCAACACUCCAACCCCCUCCUCACCCCUCACACCCCCUUCACCCCUCACACCCUCCUCACCCCAAACACAGUCCUCACCCCUCAUCUCCUCCUCCCUCCCCCUCACCUCCUCUUCCUCCCUCCCCAGGACACGUUCUACCCCAGGGGGAGGAGGGCCAAGACCCCCCAUCCCAGAGAGAAAGUCCUCUCUCCUCUCCUCCCCCUUCUCCUCCUUUUCCUCUACCUCCUCCCUCUCUUCCUACACCUCCUCCGACUCCAGAUAUACCCCUCUCCCCUCUCCUCCUCCCCUGCCCGGGUCCAACACUCUUCCCUCUCUACCUCCACCCUACCCAUCCCUCCCUCAACGACAAUCACUCCCCUCUCCUCCUCUCCUUCAUCUGUGCAUCUAUCACCCUCUCCCCUCUCCCCCUCCUCUACCUCAGCCUCUACCUUCUCCCCCUUCCCUCCCGCCUCCCUUGCAUGCCUGUGCAGUGCGACAGACUCAGCCCCACCCCUUCUUUUCACCUGUUACACCUGCCAGUCAGGUGACGUCAUUGCUAGGAUUCCCUCCUCCUCCUUCCCCUGAGCUCACAGAGGAUUCAGACCUGCCAAUCAACAGCCCUCCUCAUCUUCCUCCUCCUCCUCCUCCCUCUCUUCCACCUCCUCCUCCGCCUUACACCCACACCCCUCUGCCUCCUUCCCCCCUCCUUCCCCCCUCCAGAGUGUGUCCAGGACACACUCCCCGGCCCCUGAUAACAACCCAAGCCCUUCAGAGAGUCACUCUGCGCUCUACCAAGAGGCUAACCAACCCUCCAUCAUCUAAUGUCGAGCAGAGCCAAGAGAGCAAUGAUCCUACCCUAACUAGCAUUAUGCUAACCAACCCUCCAUUAGCUAAUGUCGAGCAGAGCCAAGAGAGCAAUAAUGCUACCCUAACUAGAAUUAUGCUAACCAACCUUACAUCAGCUAAUAUCGAACAGAGCCAAGAAAUCAAUGAUGCUACCCUAACUAGCAUUAUGCUAACCAACCAUACAUCAGCUAAUGUUGAGCAUAGCCAAGACAGCAAUGAUGCUACGCUAACUAGCAUUAUGCUUACCAAUGUUACGCCAACUAAUGAUGCCCAGCAUGGCACAGAGAGCACCGAAGCUAAGCUAAAUGGCGUAACGCUAACCAGCACCCAGGACAGAGGGGAGGGCUUGGAUGCCACACUAACCAGCGCCGUGUUAGAGAGUGUCAGGAGGAUUGAUGCCAUGCUUACUGAGGCUGAAGAUGGAACCCCAGAGAGCGGCUCUCGACCACUGAGAGCAGUGUUUGAAAGCCCUGCUGCUGAAAACACACUACAGAACGGAGAACCUACGCCUCGACAGGAGACCACACCCUGCCUCACCAACGGCCAACCAAAAUAUUCAGCGUGGGCAUACACACCCACACACUCCCCUGCUACCCACUCCCCCUCCUCCCCCCACAGACAGAAGCUUCCCAUUGCCCCGAAGAAGCCCAAACGCUCCCUGAUAAUGCCCCCGCCCCUGCUGAGGACACACCAGACAGACACACCACCACCAACACCCGUGCUGACAGGUACACCUCCACAGCCCUACGUCCCAGAGACACCACCCUUACUGGGGAUAAACCUGUCCCAGCCAGAGACACAGACCCAGACAGAGUCUCAGCCGGAGCCAGGGCCCGCAUCCCCCUUCCUGAAGUUCUACCAGUCACAUUACUAUGUACCAGAGUUACCACCAAGGCCCUGUCCUCCAGAACCAUGUGUACCAGAGCCACAGCAGGAGUCCUGUCCACUAGAGAUGGAGGCAGAGGCAGAGGCAGAGACAGAGGCAGAGACAGAGGUAGAGACAGAGACAGAGACAGAGACAGAGAGAGAGGCAGAGAGAGAGGCAGAGAGAGAGGCAGAGGCAGAGAUAGAGGCAGAGAGAGAGGCAGAGAGAAAGGAAGCCCCCAGGCUGCCAGAGAGUGUGUCGGUGUCAUACACAGAACUGAGGAGAUCAGAACUGGAGGAAAUCUGGGUGAUGCAGGAGGAAGAAGAGAAGGAAGAGAGAGAAAAUUGGCAGAAGCUGGGGAGGAAAGAGGAGGAGGAGGGUGAAGAGGAAGAGAGACGGAGGGGACCAAUGGAGGAGGAGGAGGAGGACAGCAAUGAUUUUGAAAGCUUCUCUUUGGAAGAGAGGAGAGACUCUCUGAGCAGUCCUCUGUCUACUGACAGCCUGAAAGGGGUGCCACUGCUGCCAGACCUACUCAUCCAGGAGGAGGAGGGGGAACUAGGGGAGGAGAGGUGCAGCCUGGACACAGACGGGACCAACAGUUCCACAGGGUCCCUGAUCUCCAGAGAAGACAAUGGUGAGGUGUUUGACAUUUCUUCUGCAGAGAAGAUGGUGACAACGGUACCACCACGGACUACUGAGGACCUGUUUGCUGCCAUACACAGGUCUAAGAGGAAAGUUCUGGGUCGUAGGAACUCUGAGGAAGAGCGAUGCCGCGUCUUCCCCCUUUCCUCCUCCUCGUCCUCCUCCUCUCCUUCAGUGACCCCUCCAGGCCCUAGCCCCGCCCCUCUGCAACCUUUUGAGUUGAUAGGAUCCAGUAGGGUAAGAAGUCAUAGGUUAGGGGUCAGCAGCAGCAGUGACAGCUUCAAGGCUCUGCUCCUGAGGAAGGGAAGUCGCUGCGACCCUGCAGCUCGCAUGUCUGCAGCCGAGAGACUCCGCAGUACCGCCCCCAAACACCAGAGGGCGAGACCACAGAGCCAGAGCUCACAGAGCCAGAGCUCACAGAGCUCACAGAGCUCACAGAGCUCACAGAGCUCACAGAGCUCACAGAGCUCACAGAGCUCACAGAGCUCACAGAGCUCACAGAGCCAGCGCCUGUCAGACAAACAACUGCAGUUCGGAGUGGAGUCACACACUCACACCCCUCAGCCCUUUGCACACACACACACUGUUCAGCUCCUGACGCUAGACCUACCCCAGCCCCAGUACACACACAGAAACAGGAGGAGGGCAGAGUGGGCACUCACUGAGGGCACGCUCCCUCUCUCCUCCCUGUCCUCCCCCACAUACCCCUCCUCCCCCGCUCUUUGGGGGUGGCGACCUCCCCGCUCCCCCAUUCCCCCUUGCUCAGCCAGCCGGCGUUUCGCUGCCCGCAGCCGACUACCCAGCAGCCCCAUGACUGCCAUCUCGGAGCGGGAAGGGGAGGGCGAAUCACUGGAGGGCGAUGGGUUGGCCGUCACCAUCGGACUGGCCCACAGUUCGUGCAAGACUUUUGGAUUGGUCAAGCUCACUGACGGACGUGCCGAGGCCACCAAUGGCAGCCUUGAUUGGCAGGAGAAGAGGUCUAUGGAGACACACCAUGUCCUGUGGGUCGGGUAGAUCACCAGACUGGUGAUCAGAUAGACAGGCGAGUCACUGUCCCACUCAUACCCAGGACGGAGGCUUCCGUCUGGAGCUAGGAGACUUUAUGUAUCCUGCACCUGGGGGGGAAAUUCUUGGAAGUUGGAACACUGUCGAAAUGAAACCUACCAGCCACCAGACUGGCGAUUGUACAGGACAGUGGAGGCUGGUGAGAGGUGCUAUAGGAGGAUGGGCUCAUUGUAACGGCUGGAAUGGAAUAAAUGGAGCUGAG